This is a messenger RNA of Brassica rapa (field mustard), 3050 nucleotides long. Its product is annotated as SAL1 phosphatase-like. NCBI's taxonomy places the organism in Eukaryota, Viridiplantae, Streptophyta, Magnoliopsida, Brassicales, Brassicaceae. Gene Ontology annotation, biological process: sulfate assimilation. Gene Ontology annotation, molecular function: 3'(2'),5'-bisphosphate nucleotidase activity. The record is from RefSeq and is a predicted model, not a curated record.
UCCUUCAUUAUUUUUGUUUAAUUUUAUAUUCUUUAAAUAAACUAAACAUUCACAUUAAUCAUAUAAUAAAAAAUUUAUAUGUUUUCUUAUAUGUUAUAUUAUGAUUUUUUUCAAAAGACUAUAUUUUAUUAAUAUUGUUAAAAGUCUCACUUUAAAAAAUUUAUGAUCAAUGGUUUAACUUUGUUUUCGUUAUAACAUGAUACAAUGAUCAUAAAGUCAUAUGAAUCAUAAGUUUCAUUUAAUAUAUAUUCAGAUUAAAUAUAUAUAUAUUAAUAUUAUUAAAGCUAAACUAUAUACCAUAUAAAAAUACAUAAAUAUUUUAAUUUCAAAAUUUUCAUUGCAAAAUUUUGAGGCCUUAAUAUUUUAAUUUUAAAAUUUUCAUUGAAUUAAAAAUGAUUAUAAAUUACUUAAAUUAUUAAAAAUCUCACACUGAUUUUGUGAUUAAUGGUUUAGUUUUUGGUACAACAAAUAUACAAAUGUAAAUAAAAUUAUAUGAGCAGGAAGCCUCAAUUAAUAAAUAUCCAUAUUAAAAUAUACUAUAUAUUUAUGUCAAUAUUAUUUAAAUUUAAUUAUAUAACAUAUAAAAUAAAUAAAAUGAUUUUUUUAUUUACUUACCAAUAAAAUUAUUGUAAAUAAACAAGAGGGAUUAUUUUGAUUUAUGUGAUAACUCCAGUUUAAUAUAUACAUAAUAGUUAUUUGUUUCUCAAUUAUUCAAUAUAUUUAUUAUUUCAUAAUACGUAAUGAAGACAAAAUACAUAAUAAUAUAUAAAAGUAAUUUGUAUAUAUACUAUUCAUUUUGGGUCUUCAUUCUGCGCAAAGCGCGGAUCUUCACCUAGUUUAUUGUGUAUUUUACAUGCCAAUGAGUCUAUAAAAACCACCAUUUUCAUAUUAAAAAUAUAUUAUUCAUCAUUAUAUACAUUUUUAUUAAUAUGCUUUUAUUUUAUAAUUUAAUAUAGAAUCGACUUAGAUAUUAAACUUUUAACUUUCUUUUAAAAAUAGUUUGUUUAAAAAUUAAAAUUAGGGUAUUUACAGAAAAUAUAUGUGUUCUUACUAACAGAAUUAUUUGAGGGAAUCAUAUUUAAUAAAAUUACACAUCAAAUCAAAUGAAAAAGGAAAAACAAAAACAAACAGAAGAAUAAAAAUGCAGGUGUUACAGCUUUACACAUAAACUAUGGAAACUAGUACCAUACUUAUUAGUACAACGGUACGUAAAAUAAGUUGUAAAUAUAUUGCCUAAAUUUUGGAGAAAACAAUUUUUUUGGGACAACAUCGUUGCAUUUCAUUCGGUUCAAAGGAUUUUUACAAGCGUACAAAAACGAUAGAAAGAUUGCAUAAUUAAGUUAAUUAUAAUUGGAAGCGGUAUGUAACACGUGUUAACUGUGGAGGCUUCAAAGAAAAUCACGUAACUUACAAGUGUUCUUCAAAGAGGAGACGACAUAUACAACUGUCGAAAAAGCUUCUUUUCCAUUACAACGAAUUCACUUUCCAAAUCUCUUAGAGCAUCAUUAUCGGGGUUUUGGUGCUUCUGCUCCUGUCUCAGAACUCUUAAAGUUUGAUUCUUUUAGAAAACCCAUUUUGUAAUAUUCCGAGUUUAGGUUUAGAUUUGUUGGAUGAUAAUCAUCUCUUUUGUUGGUUGGUUGAUUCAGAAAGUUCAAAAGGCCUUGUUGCAGUCUGAUGUUCAAUCAAAAUCUGAUAAAAGUCCAGUGACUGUUACUGAUUAUGGUUCACAAGCAGUUGUUAGUUUACUCUUACAAAGGGAACUCAGCUCUGAACCCUUUUCAUUGGUGGCUGAAGAGGACUCAGCGGAUCUACGCAAGGAUGGUUCUCAGGAUAUUCUCGAGCGCAUCACUAAACUCGUCAACGACACUUUGGCUACUGAGGAUAUACUCAAACCCAUUGACUCUACUUUAUCAACAGAUGAUAUUCUCAGAGCCAUUGACUGUGGCAUAAAGAGUUUUCUUCCUAUUCGUGGUGGACAGCAAGUCCGCGUCUCCAGCCGUCACUGAGUCUCUGACCAUCGUUUUCCCCAUCAUCACGCGCUCAUGAGAAUGAAUCUGAGGAAAAGUGUAUUUAGCAAACGAUGGUGGAGAUGUUUCCUAAGAUCAGUAAAUGCUGCUUAUGGAAAGAUCAAAGCUAUGCUCUCUACUCUUGGAGAUCCUUUUACUCGGAUCAUUACUCCAAAGGUAUCAGCAAGUAUUUUUAUUCCUUCCAUGAAUGUGUUCUCUGAAGUUGGUUUUGUCUUUAAGAAAUAUCUUGUGACCUUGCAAGAGUAGCAAAGUUUCAGAAUUUGUAGUGAUUGAAAUCUGCAAGGUGUUGGUCUUUUCACAAACUCAGAACCAAGAAGAGGUCAAUUGGUUAAUAAUUUUUUUUUUAAGAAUCUUAUUUAAUAAGAGACUUGCAAUGAAGGAUAUAAAAGUUGAAAGUUCUUAACUAACUCUUUUAACCAAAUUUACUACUUAAAUAGUAUUAAAAAUUAAUUAGGAGACUUCUUCUUUAGAAUAAUGAUGCUCUUAUAUUCUUUGUCGCUGCUCUAUUUACUUUUACCAUGAUACUUUCUAAGCUAACCUCGAAUACUUGAUCAAAACUACUUUGAUUCACCGGAAAUUCCGCAACAAAGAAUGCAUGAGCCAAAACUAACAACCACAUUUGUUGGACCAUAGAAACACCAACUCUUCUUAAUCGACUUCACAAAUCGCUGGAGCGAUUCACAUCAAUUCUCAAUCAAAAAUACUUUCUUUAACCCCAUAACCAGUUUACUGGCAAAAGAAGAGAGAUUCGUCAAAAGAGAGGUGAAAGUGAAUGGUAUAUAGAAGAAACUGGUCAAAUCAUCGAAAAUAUUUAAAUAAAAAGUGGAAGACACUAAAUUCAAUUCUAGUAAAUAAAUAAAUAAAAUUUUGAAGAUCUCUUCAACUGAGAUUGAUGGACAAAAAAUCGCCAAAAACGAAAGUAAAUCGAUAAACCCAAAAAAACAUAGUCGUGGAAAUGAUCAAAGAUCUAUUACAACAACAAAAGAAAAUUAAAUUUAUCUCUCAGCGAUUUGAAAUUAAAAA